Brassica napus (rape) is the source of this 1421-nucleotide messenger RNA. RefSeq names its product vesicle-associated membrane protein 722-like. The coding region runs from base 604 to 1263 and encodes 219 amino acids. Gene Ontology annotation, biological process: vesicle-mediated transport. Gene Ontology annotation, cellular component: membrane. Lineage: Eukaryota; Viridiplantae; Streptophyta; Magnoliopsida; Brassicales; Brassicaceae. The transcript is spliced from 5 exons. The record is from RefSeq and is a predicted model, not a curated record.
UUAAUUUCUCUCUUAUAUUUUGAUUAGUUUUAUUUGUUUAAUCGACAAGAGUAUGUGAAAGACUCUUGAUGAUGUCUCAUAAACUUUGAAAAUUUUGAAGUCAAUCUAUUUAAAUUACCUGGAAAUCAUCCAAAUACACAAAAAGAUGAAGACUCUUGUACAGAAACACUUACUUUUAGACAUUUUCUUACAUAAUGUUGAAACGACCGUACGCUAUCCAUUAUUCAAAGUUGAAACUUAAUUACUCAACUAAAUACGCUGGGACAUACGUUCAAAGUUGAAACUUAAUUACCAACAUCACUAACUUCUAAGAAGCACACAAAUUAAAUACAAAAAUUCAGAAUUUGUUGUUUAGUCCUUUAUUUCAAGGUUUUAUUUUUACGAGCCGACUACAUAUAGUUUCCUAAAUUUGGUUGUUUAAUUCUUAAAUUCAAAGGUUUGAAUUUCCAUAUUUCUUGUUCAAUACAUUAGAUAUAUAUCUCUUCGUUAGUCCCCGAUUCUCUACGCGUUUCGGCGCUUGUCUUCUAGAUAUCUACCUUCCUUCUUUCACGCCUAUAUAAGUCUCUUAUCGAUUCGGCAACUCCUUCAGACAGCGUCGUUUAAAUGGCGCAACAAUCGUUGAUCUAUAGCUUCGUCGCUAGAGGCACUGUGAUCCUCGUGGACUUCACUGAUUUCAAAGGCAACUUCACGUCCAUCGCUGCACAGUGCCUCCAAAAGCUUCCUUCCUCAAACAACAAGGUCAUCUACAACUGCGAUGGUCAUACCUUCAAUUACCUCGUCGAAAAUGGUUUCACUUACUGUGUUGUUGCAGUUGAUUCUGCUGGGAGGGAGAUUCCUAUGGCCUUCUUGGAACGAGUUAAGGAAGAUUUCAACAGGAGAUACGGUGGUGGAAAGGCUGCAACUGCUCAACCAAACAGCUUGAAUAAAGAAUUUGGGUCGAAACUGAAAGGGCACAUGCAGUACUGCAUGGAUCAUCCUGAUGAGAUUAGCAAGCUUGCUAAGGUGAGAGCUCAAGUGUCUGAAGUUAAAGGUGUCUUGAUAGAAAACAUUGACAAGCUUUAUGACCGUGGUGUGAAAAUUGAAAAUUUGGUGGAAAAAACCGCAGACCUUCGUUCACAGGCGGACGUUUACAGAACAAAAGGAGAUCAAAUUAAGAAAAAGAUGUGGUUUCAGAACAUGAAGAUUAAACUCAUUUUCCUUGCAAUCAUCAUUGCCUUGAUCCUCAUCAUCAUCCUCUCAGUUUGUGGUGGCUUCAACUGUUAAAAAUAAUUCUUGAACAUUUCUUCGUCCUCGUUUAUAUAUGUUCGUUGUACUGCUUUUGUUGUGGUUUCUAAAUUAUCAUGCUAUGUUUCUGCUUAGAUUGUACUUGUUGAAAUUGGUUUUGUAUAGGCCGUGUAUGAAUGUUCAACAUUUUGCCAACA